AUGGAGAAAUACGGUAUCACUGGCGUCCACCUCAGGAAUUUUGUGCUGAAGUCUUGCGAGUAUUUCUUCCGCAUGGACCUACUGAGCACCGUGCAGUCUUUCUUCCAGCGUGCAGAAGGCACCUUUGGGGUCUCGGUCUCGUGCACCUUGUGGCCCACGUCCAUCGUGCUCGCCAGCAAGGGCCAGCCGAUCUCCCUUGCAAUCGACCAGACGCGCCCGCUGGUUUUCUGGUCCUCCGAGCCAAGCAGCCUUCUGGUCGGCUGGCCGCUCACCGAUGCCAGCGGCUCGCGGACCCGAGCGGCGCGAGCACGCUGGGACCUCAACGAUGCAGCUGGAGAGGCCGUGGAGCUCAAGAUCAUGCAGGGGGGCACUGCGGAGGAACACGUGGCCAAGCUGAGGGCCCUCGUGAACCCCGGCGCACUCGCCGACUGCCACUUCUUCGCGAUGCCCGCGCUCGAGACAGACAGGGUCAUGGGCCACCACCUUCUCGCCCGUGGCGUGAGCCUGGACUCAGCCCGCAGGCCUCUCGCAAAGGAGGCGUUCGUGUCUCGCUGGGUGCUGCUGCACAACGCGCCACCAAGCCGCAAGCUGGGCAACUCCUGGGGGGGCUUGGAUCCUGUGGCGCAGGACCUACACGACGUGCCCUCCGUGUUGCAGCAGGUCGAGGAUUCCUGGAACGAUCGCGCUGCGCUGAACAACCAGAGCGGCCGCAGAUUCGGCAGGUGCCUCUCGGAACUGCUUGCGAGGAAGAGCCGCGACGGCGGCGCCAGCGAUACCAUUGACGUCCUCGUCUUCGGCAUCGAGAACAGCCUGUGGCUGGGGCAGCAGUUCGCCGCCGACCUGAAAAAGAUAAUGCCCAUGCUGAACAUCACGGCCCUGAGCUCUAACUGGCUGCUCGGCAUGCUGCAGGAGGCCCAUGGGCAUGUGGAGCCCAGGAACUUUGCGAUCUCGCGGCUCUCCUUCCGCUUCACGCCCGGCGCCGUGGUCCUCGGCGUCAGCCACAGCGGGACCACCUACCCGACCGUCUGGGCCGCGCGCGCCCUGCACCGCCUGCACGGCGAGCGCACCAACAUCUUCGCCAUGUCAAGCGUCUUCGACACCGUGCUGGCCAACUCGAUCGGACAGGACCUCAUGAAGCUCGAGUUUGCAGGCUGCCUCUUCAGCACCAUGGCCGGGCAGCGCCCGUCGGAGCCCUCCACGGUGGCCACCCUCGCGAUGCACCACACGCUGUCGUGGCUGCUCUACGCCUCCAUCGAGGCGGUGUCGGCGGCCUUUCCGCGCUCGGUGGCCCGCGGAGCUGCGAGGGCCAGGCCUCUCGGCGGGGCGGGGAAGAGUUCGAGCAGGCCUCCUUGGACAGGGAAGUGGGUCGACACGACGAAGGGGUUCUUCCGCGGCGUGGCCAUCAGCCUCGAGGAGAACUCGUGGCAGCUGGAGGGCCCGCUGGAUCAUAUCCAGCUAGGUCUUCGUUCUCCAUCGGCUCGUCCUCGGAAGACGGGGUUCGGCUGA
Molecule: messenger RNA, 1506 nt
Organism: Prorocentrum cordatum
Lineage: Eukaryota; Dinophyceae; Prorocentrales; Prorocentraceae
Source: the annotation of a GenBank genome assembly